GUACGAAGUGAAGAGCAGAGGUGCAGAGGAUGGAAUACGCUCUUGAUAAAGCUUUGAAAGAGAUGUCACUGGAGGAUGACAAACCAAUCAUCCUGAAGAACCACCCUAAGUUCAGUUCCUGUGAGAGGAAUGGCUGUAGUAUCAUUGGCAAGUUGUUAUGUCCGGAGAAUCAAAAGCUGUCGAGUUUGAUUCAUGAGAUGCCACGGUUGUGGCGAGUUAAUAACCGAGCAAGGGGAAUUGCAUUACCUAAUGAUAAGUUUCAGUUUAUCUUUGACUCGGAGAAUGAUCUCUCCAUGGUUCUAGAGGCUGGAGCGUGGACUUUCAACGACUGGAGCAUGACCUUGGAGAGAUGGGUCGAAAACCCUCCGGCUGAUUACCUGAAGGUGUUACCGAUUUGGAUACGAUUGAGGAACAUUCCGGUGAACUUCAACACUGCAGACACAGCCCGUGAGAUUGCAGAGCAUAUUGGACAAGUAACUCAUGUGGCUUUUGACCCUCUUAAACCACAAAGCAGAGGUUUUGUGAGAGUACGAAUUCUUUUUGACGUGUCUAAACCGCUGAAGAACAGUAGAGAAUUACAGUUACCAACAGGAGAAGUGGUAGACAUUGGUAUUGAGUAUGAGAGAAUUCGAAGAAGAUGUUAUCAUUGUAAAAGGCUCACGCAUGACAAGGAGAGAUGUCCACUGAACCCAAGUCACCGGCAAGGAAUUGCUACGGGUGGGUCUCAGGCUGUGACAAUCAUACCAAGCCGUCUAAUUCCAAAAAUAAUUUCAGGACAGAGACAACAACUAAUGGUGUCGAAUUCUUCUCCAGGCAAGGCAAUGAAUAGAUUAUCUCAGCCGCUGCAGUCCAUAUCAGAUUCUUACGUCUCAGCCACUCAACAUGAUUUUGGUGCUACGGUAUUUAAGCCUAGCUUUUCAGCUGGCUCUUCCGGGACCAAAUCUAGAGAGGUUAAAAAGCGAAGACGACCAAAUAAAUGGAGGAGAAAAGCGAAUGCUGUUAAGGAAGGUACUGGAACAAGUCAGACAUCUCCAAUAAAAGAUGUAGAGGAAAGUGUUUUAUCUAAACGUAAAGCUGCUGAUGAAGCUAUUGAAUCAUCAAAACUCGCCAAGCGCGUUGAAGAAAAGGUGGCUCCGAAUGAGGAGCUGCCAAAGCAGAUAUGAGCUUUAUGAGCUGGAAUUGUCAAGGGUU
Molecule: messenger RNA, 1191 nt
Organism: Arabidopsis arenosa
Lineage: Eukaryota; Viridiplantae; Streptophyta; Magnoliopsida; Brassicales; Brassicaceae
Source: the annotation of a GenBank genome assembly